This is a messenger RNA of Trichomonas vaginalis G3, 603 nucleotides long. RefSeq names its product phage tail repeat-like family. Bases 1 to 603 code for a protein of 200 amino acids. NCBI's taxonomy places the organism in Eukaryota, Parabasalia, Trichomonadida, Trichomonadidae. The record is from RefSeq and is a predicted model, not a curated record. The transcript has a single exon.
AUGGAGGAUGAAAACAAAGUUAAAUUCACUGCUCAAGAUUUAUAUGAUAAAAAAGCUGACAAAACAUAUGUUAACGAUGAGUUAGAUAAAAAAGCUGACAAAACAUAUGUUAACGAUGAGUUAGAUAAAAAAGCUGACAAAACAGAGCUUCAAACGUUAAAGACAGAAAUACUUCAAACACUAUAUCCUAUAGGCUCUAUUUAUACGUCAAUGAACUCUACCAGACCAGAAGUAGUACUUGGUUUUGGAACUUGGACUCAAAUAGUCGACAGGUUUUUGUAUUGUGCAAACUCUUCAAAGGAAACAGGUGGAAGUAAAACGAUUUCAGGUGCAAAUUUACCUGCGCACAGUCACUACAUAAAUUUAAGUACAUCUGAAGCAGGUUUGCAUAGUCAUAGAUUUUGGGAUUGGUCAGGAAUGACAAAAGGUAAAGGAUAUGAUGUUAAAGAGGACGUUAAGUUUGCUAUAAAUUGUUACUGGAGUAACACUGAGGUAGGAGGAAGCCAUACACAUCGCGUUUCAGGGUAUACGCAAACAACGGGACAGAGUAAAGACUACAUGCCACCUUACAUGACAGUUUACGCAUGGUAUAGAAAUGCUUAG